Cutaneotrichosporon oleaginosum is the source of this 2460-nucleotide messenger RNA. RefSeq lists its product as uncharacterized. The record is from RefSeq and is a predicted model, not a curated record. Lineage: Eukaryota; Fungi; Basidiomycota; Tremellomycetes; Trichosporonales; Trichosporonaceae. Gene Ontology annotation, molecular function: protein binding. Gene Ontology annotation, cellular component: cytoplasm; anaphase-promoting complex. Gene Ontology annotation, biological process: protein ubiquitination; cell division; positive regulation of mitotic metaphase/anaphase transition.
CUCUGCUCGACGUCACCCAACCUCACUCUUCACACCAUCACCAUGUCCACCCACACCCCACCAUUACAAGCAACCCACGUAACUCCUCCACACAUCCAAAUUCGACGGCGCCAUGCUCCUGGCAGUGCAGGCCCCUCGACCCUCUCCCAGUCCUUCAGCCUCGGCCCGGCUGAUGUCGACAUCUCCGACACGAGCAUCGGCACACCGACGCGCAGGAGAGUGACGGCCCUCUCAACCUCAGAACAGGGAAACAUGGGGAUGCACGGGCAGCUCUCUCCACGCGUGCGCUCAAACCUCGCCCGCUCGCCCGGCGCAACACUUGCACCCGGCAGCGAGCCGCGCACACGCUCGCGUUCUCGUCUCAGCGAGGUCUUCAGGCCGGUCCAAGACGAGGAUAUGGACGACAGCGACGCGUGGACGAUGCUAGACUCGAUGCGCAUCUGGCGCUCCGACGCCAUGACCCACCACCUGUACGAGACGGCCGCGUUCUGGGCCAACAAGAUUCUGGAUUGGACAGGCGAUGCCAACGACGCCUUCUGGCUCGCUCAGGCCUACUACCAUAUGCGCCACUUUGUGCGCGCCGAGCGCUUACUGACAGAGCCCCUUCCCCCACCCAGGGCACCCCUGCUCGACAAAGGCAAGCAUAAGGCUUCCGGUGAACGCGACGGCCACGCGGAUGAGGACGAACGCAAACCUCCUAUUCGUGAACAUCUUGCCUGCCGUCUUCUUGCCGCCCAGUGCUUGAUGGAGCAGGAGGAGUACGAGGACGCCCUCGAGAUGCUCGGAGUGCAGAGCUCGUUUGGCGAGACGGACGCCGCAGCAACCCGUCCAUCAACGGACCAGGGCAUCAAGGUGUUCUCGAGCAUGUGCUACCUCCGCGGGUUGUUGCAUUUGCGUUUGUCCUCACCUAUCGAGGCCAAAGAGUCCUUCAUGGAGGCCCUCGCGCUCGACGUCAAAAACUACGACGCAUUCCGCGAGCUCAUCUACGGCCAGAUGAUGAGGCCUGGAGAGGAAUGGGAGUUCAUCAGCACGCUGGCGUACGGCUCGCAGCUCAGCGACGAGGAGGCGGCGUUUGUGCGUCUCAUGUACAUCUCCAAGCUGCGCAAGGAGUCUCACGUCAAAGAGAUCUCGGCUGCAGGACGCGAACUUGCCGUCAAAUACGGGCUGGGUGAGAACAGCGACGUGCUUGUCAGCAUUGCGGAAGAGCUGUUCGCCAACUACAAGUGGGAGGACUGUUACGUUGUCACAUCCAAGAUCCUCAACAAGGUUCCUGGCCACUCGGAGGCCCUCACGCUGCAGCUGGCGUGCAUGCACCACAUCCCGCGCCUGCACUCGGCGAUCUACGCGCUCGCCCACAGCUUGGUCAGGACAGAGCCGCACGAGGCAACGACAUGGUGGGCUGUCGGCAUGUGGUACUACUCUGGACAGCGAUGGGCCGAUGCUCGCCGUUACUUCAGCAAGGCCAACCUCAUUGACCAGCGCUUUGGCCCAGCAUGGAUCACGUUCGCUCAUUCUUAUCGUCAAGAAGGGGAACAUGACCAGGCUGUUACCGCGUACUCGACCGCCGCGCGCAAUUUCCCUGGAUCCCACUUGCCAUACCUCUUUAUCGGCAUGUCGUACCUCCAGCUCUCGCACUCGGAGCUCGCUGAGGAGUAUCUCGCCACGGCGGCGAGCUACAACUCAACCGACCCUUUGCUGCUGAACGAGCUAGGAGUGGCCGCGUACAACCGGGAGGACUACCUCUCCGCGAUCGAGUACUUCCAAGCCGCCUUGCAAGGCGCCUCAAGGAUGCAGGGCUCAUCCGAGCCUUGGGCCGCGACACACAGCAACAUGGGCCAUGCGCUCCGCAAUUUGGGCCGCUACGAGGAAGCGCGGUCGCACUACGCGUCCGCGAUCCGCCUGAACCCCAUCGACGCGACGGCCUACGCGAGCCAGGGCAUGAUCUCGCAGUUCCUCGGCGACGUGCGCGGCGCCAUCAAACUGUACCACCAGGCCCUGGCCAUCCUCCCGCAGGAGCCAGUCGCGACCAUCCUCCUCGAAAUGGCCCUCACGGAGCAGGUACGCACGCUGGACCCCACGACGCUCCCCGGCCUCCCUGCUGCCAUCGUCGACAAGAACCUCGACCCCUUCAGUGUGCCGAAAGGCAACCCAGCGUUCGGGCCGCUGCCGAUCGAGUUGGACCCGCUCACGCUCGAGGAGGCCGGCGACGCCAGCCGCAUCUCCGCACAGGGAGGGAGCUCGCGUACUGUUACGCAGGGCGGGAGCGGGCGCACCGUUGUUCCCGCCGGCCGCGCCGAUAUGUCGGCCAUGUCUAUGUCCAUGUCUCAGGCAUCCUACCGCCACCAUCACGCGAGCGUCGUCGACGAGUCAAGCGUGAUGGACAUUGAGGAGGACUAGUAGUAUUAUAGGCUUACCAGCAUCUACAUUGUAUCCGACGCAUUGCAUGGAGUGUGAUAUUAC